GACUGGCAGGGGCGGUGGGGCCAAGUGGAGCGGCGAGGCAUGGCGGGCGGGGCCCGAGAGGUGCUUACGCUGCAGUUGGGACAUUUUGCGGGUUUCGUGGGUGCGCACUGGUGGAACCAGCAGGAUGCUGCGCUGGGCCGAGCAACCAGCGCCAAGGAGUCUCUGGGAGAAUUGUGCCCUGACGUCCUGUACCGGACCGGGCAGACGCUGCAUGGCCAGGAAACCUACACGCCGCGACUCAUCCUCAUGGAUCUGAAGGGCAGUCUGAACUCCCUAAAAGAGGAAGGUGGACUCUACUGGGACAAACAGCUAGAUGCAGCCAUAGCAUGGCACGGGAAGCUUUCCACACACAAAGAGGAAGUCUAUCCCAAGAACCCUCAACUCCAGGACCUUCUGAGUGCAGAGGGAGUACAGAGUAGUGAUGAUAUCUGGAGAGUCAAAUCCAUCCCUAAUGGCAAAGCUCCCCCAGCAGUCACCACUGCUGCAACGCCAAAACCACUUGAGAGGAGUGUCAGAGUCUGGUCAGACUUCCUUAGAGUUCAUCUCCAUCCGCGGAGCAUCUGUAUGAUUCAGAAGUACAACCAUGAUGGGGAAACAGGCCGGCUGGAGGCUUUUGGCCAAGGGGAGAGUGUCCUGAAGGAACCCAGGUAUCUGGAAGAGCUGGAGGACAGACUGCACUUCUAUGUGGAGGAAUGUGACUACUUGCAGGGCUUCCAGAUUCUGUGUGACCUGCAUGAUGGUUUCUCCGGGGUAGGUGCCAAGGCUGCAGAGUUGCUGCAAGACGAGUAUUCAGGGCGGGGAAUAAUAACCUGGGGCCUGCUCCCUGGUUCCUACAAUCUUGGGGAGCCUCAGAAAAACGUCUAUCGUCUGUUAAACACAGCAUUUGGACUGGUGCACCUGACUGCUUACAGCUCUUUCGUCUGCCCCUUAUCCUUGGGUGGGAGUCUGGGCCUGCGACCCCAGCCACCUGUCAACUUCCCUUACCUGCAUUAUGAUGCCACUCUGCCCUUCCACUGUAGUGCCAUCCUGGCCACAGCCCUUGACACAGUCACUGUUCCUUAUCGACUCCGUUCAUCUCCAGUUUCCAUGGUUCAUCUGGCUGAUAUGCUGAGCUUCUCUGGGAAAAAGGUGGUGACAGCAGAAGCAAUCAUCCCCUUCCCCUUGGUUCCAGGCCAGUGCCUCCCUGAUGCCCUGGUGCAGCUCGGAGGAGCCACACCAUGGACUCCACUGUCUGCAUGUGGGAACCCCUCGGGAACACGCUGCUUUGCUCAGUCAGUGGUGCUGAGAGGUAUAGACAGAGCGUGCCAUACCAGUCAGCUCAACCCAGGGACACCUCUGCCUUCCCCUCUCCAUGCGUGUACAACUGGGGAAGAAGUCUUGGCACAAUAUUUACAUCAGCAGCAGCCCAAAGUCACAAGUUCUUCCCAUCUACUGCUGACUCCCUGCAGAGUGGCUCCUCCUUACCCCUACCUCUUCUCAAGCUUCAGCCAGCAGGGUAUGGUUUUGGAUGGUCCCCCCAGAGGCACAGCAGUGCAGAGCAUCCCAGUGUUUGGGGCUCUGUGCUCCUCUUCAUCCUUGCACCAGGCCCUGGGAGGCCUGGCCACAGAGCUCACCAAACUGGACCUGCGGCGCUGGGCCAGCUUCUUGGAUGCCGGGGUGGAACAGGAUGAUGUAGAGGAGUUGCUGCAAGAGCUGCACAGUCUGGCCCAGUGUUACCAGGAGGGCGACAGCCUCAUGGACUAGAGUUCUGGGACGGGGUGGGGGAAGGGCAAGAGCUAGUUGGCCAAUAAAAACUGCUGAUUUAAGAGCCCAGUGUCUUCGGGCAGAGGAGCUUAGUGUCUUGGGACUGGCUACACGGCAUAGGCAUUUAUUACACUUAGAAACACUGUGAGUAGAUCACAGAACAAUAAAUAUGUACCAUUAGAUAAAGAAAAAAGUAGCUUAGCCCCACUUUUCCUCAGUGCUAUUUACAGAGUGGAUGAGUAGGGUCUACAUAAAAGACUGAAUGAGGCCCAGGAUAUGGAGCUCCAAGGCCCACCUCCAGCCUCAAUGUGUCCCUGUCCUCGGCCUGCUCUCCAGUUCUGUCUGCAGAGCUCAAGGACGACGCAAGCAAAGUACAAGCCGCCUCUCCUGGAGUGCAGGCACAGGUGCCUGAUGGCUGGUCCUGUGUGAUGACUCCACGUGUUCCCAGAGUGUCACUCAUCCGCGUCCUCCUCAGAGAGCAAGUCCCCGUGAUCAGAAAGCUGGUCCGCGUUGCUGGUGCUGGUUGCAUCGUCCUCAUCCUCAGAGCUGGCUUCACAGGCCGUGUGGAAGAGCUGCAUGAGUUCUCGGAAACGGUGGGCAACCUAGCACAGGAGAAGGGCUGUUUCACUGUUCCUAUUUAGUAACACUGUGAUAGUUACGA
Messenger RNA from Sciurus carolinensis (gray squirrel), 2404 nucleotides. It is a transcript of the gene Msto1, whose product is annotated as misato mitochondrial distribution and morphology regulator 1. NCBI's taxonomy places the organism in Eukaryota, Metazoa, Chordata, Mammalia, Rodentia, Sciuridae. The record is from RefSeq and is a predicted model, not a curated record. Gene Ontology annotation, biological process: mitochondrion distribution. The transcript has 14 exons. Bases 40 to 1743 code for a protein of 567 amino acids. Gene Ontology annotation, cellular component: cytoplasm.